Microthlaspi erraticum is the source of this 186-nucleotide messenger RNA. Lineage: Eukaryota; Viridiplantae; Streptophyta; Magnoliopsida; Brassicales; Brassicaceae. The record is from the annotation of a GenBank genome assembly.
AUGCCGGCAGAAACGCUAUGUACGGACGUUGCAGCUGGGUAUUACAAAAGCGACGUGAAAUCAGAAGACGGAAGCUCGGAAACUUCUCUCCGGGACGAUUUUAGGUCGCCGGAGCUGUUUCACAGAGAGGAAAGAGGGUUUGGAAGAGGAGAUGAGCUGAGAGCGAACAUGAAAGGGGGUUUUGAG